UCCACACUGUGUUGGCAGAAAUAAUUUAUUUGUUAAGUUGACGAAGUAACGCACUCUUACCUACCUUCAAUAAAUGUGAUUUGCUAUAUAUGCUAGAAGUCAAAUGUAUGACGCUGCUCAUACAUGAUACAUCAUCUCCUUCAAUGAAGUCUUAGUUACUUUCCCCUGGCUUCAAUUUAUAAACAAGAAAACAUAUAAAAAAUCUUGACGCCAAUUUCUUGGAUAUGUCUAAAAACUACGACAACUGGGAGAGACUAGUCGAAGCCGUGCUGAAAAAAGAGGAGUUCAGGCAACUUGCUCUCCGCCCCUCAACAAGUUUCAGCACAAUCAGUGACGACACAUCAUGGUUUGACGAUGACUCCCAAGAAUUUCAAACACUUUCCGACACUGAGUGGGACGGAGCGGAUUUGCUGGAGAUUGUGUCAAGAUCUGUAUCUCCGGUGGUCUAUGCAAAGAAGAAAGAGCUAUACUCGAGUCUUUGCAACUCUCCGAUUCUUAUUGAUGCCGGAAAAUUGAGCUUUUGGCUGGAAAGAAAGAAGGGGAAGAAAUGCUACAUGGUGAGAGCAAGAGAGCUGGGAAUUAUCUGGUGUGGCGACACACCAAGUUACUGGGACCUCACAUCCCAUCCAGAUUCAAGAUUCUCAGAGGUUGCCCUGUUAAAAGAAGUUUGCUGGCUUGAAAUCAGAGGCACCAUAAACACAGGGAUGCUAUCCUCCCACACCGUCUAUGGUUGUUAUCUAGUCUUCAAGCUGGAUCGAAAUAGUUACGGACUCGAAUUGGCCAAUGCAUUUGUGAGAUUGAUGAAUGAUAAAGUCGACGGCGAUGAUGAGAUUCUGGAUCACUUCAGGCGGGAGAAUGCUCGUGACCGGCACAGCCGGACUGGAGAGGCGCCGGUAAGGAUAGGCGAUGGCUUGACUGAGAUUGCUGAGGUGCACCUGCAACGCCCAACUGGAAAGUCGGAGUCCCCCGGGAAACAGAACUCGUGGGGUAGGAACUACCGACCCCACGGUCGACGGCGACCCAGCCCUCCGCCGGUAAGGAUAGGCGAUGGGUUCACGAAGAAGGAUGAGAUGCAAAGCGCCAGUGGUUCUCAAAGUGGAAGAGUGGCUGUGAGGAGAGGCGAUGGAUGGAUGGAGGUGGAGUUGGGAAGCUUCUAUAACGAUCGAGGUGCACACGGUGUGGUCGAAACAUGGCUGUUGGGGAGGGAAGGCCAUCAAUGGAAGUCGGGUCUCAUCGUUCAGGGUGUUGAGUUUAGGCCCAACCCAUUAUUCCUUUCUUCAUUUUCCAAUUCUUAGACUAAUGCUUCAUUGCCUUGUGUAAUAGAUAUACACUUCGUUUCAAGGAUUUGAGGUACAUUAAUUGAACUUGGUGGUUACAUAUUUUAAA
Messenger RNA from Salvia splendens (bonfire salvia), 1386 nucleotides. RefSeq names its product F-box protein PP2-B11. The transcript has 3 exons. The record is from RefSeq and is a predicted model, not a curated record. Bases 225 to 1295 code for a protein of 356 amino acids. NCBI's taxonomy places the organism in Eukaryota, Viridiplantae, Streptophyta, Magnoliopsida, Lamiales, Lamiaceae.